Phymastichus coffea is the source of this 996-nucleotide messenger RNA. RefSeq names its product ecdysteroid-regulated 16 kDa protein-like. NCBI's taxonomy places the organism in Eukaryota, Metazoa, Arthropoda, Insecta, Hymenoptera, Eulophidae. The transcript has 3 exons. The record is from RefSeq and is a predicted model, not a curated record. Bases 48 to 530 code for a protein of 160 amino acids.
CUUAUAUAAAACUUACUUCCGACGUAAGGCAUCCUUCAGUGGUCACGAUGAAGUCAAUAUUACAAGUUAUAGCUGUUGUAGUGAUGAUCAUUUUAGAUUCGAAUGGAACAAAAAUAAAUAAAUGCCAAGGAGACAAUGCGCCUUCAAUAAAUGAUCUCAAGGUUAUGCUUGGAAAUUGUACAGAUGAAGUACCGUGCGUAUUGACUGCGGGUGAAACAUACAACUUUGAACAGAAAUUUAAAGCCCCAAAAGAUGUCGAUGAUCUCCAAUCAAACGCAUUUGGUUUAGUCUUUACAUAUUUAAUAUCUAUUAAAAGUGCGAGUGAUCCUGAAGCAUGUAAAAAAAUAGAAAAUACAAAAGGUAUGACAGGAGUAUGCCCUUUAAAGAAGGGUGAAAACUACAUCUACAAAAAUGCAAUUAAAAUAAAGGAAAACGAAAUAAGGGCUAGCAUUAACGUACAAUGGCAUCUGACACACGCUAAUGAAAGUCUUACUUGCUUCGAAAUUCCUAUAAAAAUUCAAGAUAAAUAAUUAGUAAACUCAAACCGUCGUGAAAUAAACCUUUGCAGUUGAACCGAAUUGUUUUGGCAAUUUAUUUCCUGUUGCAAACUUGUUAAUCACAAUGCAGCAUAAUUUUCAAGUUAUGUAAUAUAUACUUUUAAUGUAGGUACAACGUAUCGGGUAUAUAGAGUGGUAAGGGAAGAAUAAACUUAACAGGAAAUGGACGGUAAUUGAUCACCUAGAAAAAUUAUAAAAAAACUAAGCUUGAUUGAUAAAAAUGGCAAAACUCGUUACUAAUUCCGCGCAAUUUUUCUAUCCAACCCAAAUAUCAUUAUAGCUGUCCGUUUUGCUAUCCUUGCUAAUUACGCAUUGUUUUUCUGUAAUAUUUUCAAGUCAAUUUUCGUCGAUUUCCAACUGAGUUUCUUCAUCAAUUGAUAAGUGAUAAAUCUUACAGAAUCAAGUGCUUUUGAAAAUAAAAACAAUUUUUUAAAAUCCA